Laccaria bicolor S238N-H82 is the source of this 2016-nucleotide messenger RNA. RefSeq lists its product as uncharacterized. The transcript is spliced from 4 exons. The record is from RefSeq and is a predicted model, not a curated record. Lineage: Eukaryota; Fungi; Basidiomycota; Agaricomycetes; Agaricales; Hydnangiaceae. Bases 1 to 2016 code for a protein of 671 amino acids.
AUGAGUCUUACUCGUAAACUUGUAAGGACUCAUAACAAGUUCACUCUUUUCUAUUGGAAAAAUUUUGUAAGAGAGGCUCGAAAUCCCUGGAUGAUUACAACAGAAAACGACACAUCAAAGUCAGCUGUUUCUGAUGAGAAAGAAAUGCCAGAGAAAGUAGUAUUGCAAAAAUAUGAGGGAAUGUACAUUGGAUUGUCAAAUGUUUAUGAUUAUAUUUACCGUCCUAUUGCUUAUGAGAAGAUGUCUUUAUAUGACUGGAUAAGAAAAGCAAAAAAAGAGAAACACACGAAAGAGGAGCAGCAGGAAUUCGAUGCUCACUAUGACAAAAAUGAAAAUGAAGUUGAAUCUGAUGAUGAAUCAGUUACCGAAGGAGAAGAUGAACUCAAUUUCUUAGGUGGUGGAGCAACUACAUGUGAUAUAGAAGAUGAAUCAAUAGAUGAAUUGCUUGGUGAAGAUUCUGAUGAUGAACUUAACAACUAUGAAAAUUUUUACAAUGAUGAACCUGAUAGCCAAGAGUUUCUACCUGAUCACCCUCAACAUUGCACACACAAGGUAGUUGUUGUUGAUGAGGAGAAUGCUCUUAUACCAAAUUUUGUUGGCGGAGGCUUACCUCGCCGUGAUCAAGGUGACAGAGAAUAUUACUGUUCUACUAUGCUUUCUUUGUUCAAACCUUGGCGAAAUGGCAAAGAUUUGAAACUAGAAGAUGAGUCUUGGGAUGAAGCUUUUUGUGGCUAUUCAUUUUCAGCAAGACAACUUGAGCUUAUGAAUAAUUUCAAUAUCAAGUAUGAAUGUAAUGAUGCCAGAGAUGACUAUUCUGCACAGAUGAAGAAGAAAGGUGAAAGAGAAGGAAUACUGGGCUCAUGGGAUGACACUGGAGGCAAACUUGAUGCUAACUUUCCUGACUUUGGUGAAGAUGGUCCAUUGGAUGUUGAUGAAUCGCUGUAUAUGUUGGGAGACCCCAAUAGCAUCAAUAAUCAGAAGCUUCAUGAAAUGAAGAGAAUUGAGAAUGUAGUUCAAAAUGCAGGAUGGCUUGAUCCAUGCAUUGGCAAUAUUGAUCCAGUGGAUGUAAACUUCAAGCCAGAAAAAGAACGAACUGGAUCUCAGUGGAAUGUUCUUGUACAGUCACUAAAGAAACUCUUUCUUGAAACACGUUCAAAGAACCUUCCAGUGGCUAAAGCAGAUAAAGAAAGAAAUGGGACAUCACAAAAUGAAGUGGUUGUAGAUGAUAUCAGCUACUUGGACAAAAAAUUCAAAGCAAAGAAAGAAGAAGAACAGAAAAUGAUAGAUGACAUUGCCCAAACAUUCAGUUUGAAUGAAGAGCAGGAAAGAGCAUUCCGAAUUGUGGCCAACCAUGCAACUAUGAAAGAAAGUGACUUUGCACAGCUUAUGCCAGUCCAAGGCCAGGCCCUUUACAAUGGAACUGUUGGCACAUCAGUGGAUGCCUCCAUGUCAGAACGUGGGCAGCAAUCUGCUAUAGAUACUGGCCAAACACUUACUGACUUUUACUCUGUGGAUACACUGGGGGUUGAGUGUGAUCCAGUCACUGGGAAAAAGCCUCAUGGAAGACCUAAGAAAACUGCUGUAUGCAAAACUAUCAGUCCAAAGCUUCAAAAUUUACUUUGGAACUUGCGCCAUUCUGCCUCUGACCAUGUUCCUGGAAAACUUUCACUGUGUAUUGGUCAAGAAGGUCAUGUCGUUGGAUGGGAUGCAAAGUUGGGCCCAAGUGGACAACAAAUCCUUGAAACUUUGUUUGUAAAGCUUGAUCGUCCUGCCAAGACAAUCAAGAUUGAGGGAUUGCCUGAGAAUGUAGUUCCACUAGUAAAGAACAGCAGGUCUAUUGAAUGUAUCUGUCCAAGUGAUGUUACUCUCACUAUAUCUCGUUCUCAAGUGUCUGUGCUGCCCAACUUUGCAAUGACGGACUAUGCAUCACAAGGAAAGACUCGUCCAUUUAAUGUGGUGGAUUUAAACAGCUGUCGUAACCACUUAUCUUACUAUACUGCUCUUUCUAGAAGGUAA